This is a messenger RNA of Fusarium fujikuroi IMI 58289, 192 nucleotides long. RefSeq lists its product as uncharacterized. The record is from RefSeq and is a predicted model, not a curated record. The transcript has 2 exons. Bases 1 to 192 code for a protein of 63 amino acids. Lineage: Eukaryota; Fungi; Ascomycota; Sordariomycetes; Hypocreales; Nectriaceae.
AUGACAGACGUAAAUGAGCCCCUUCCCGAAUGGAAGCACAAUAUCCUAUCCAAGAAGUUCAAGGACUGGGACGCGCUCCGUACAGCCCUAAAAGAGAUUUAUGGCGGGAGAUCACCAAAAUCGGUCUGGAAGGAAGAGCCCAAGAACUUGCUGGAGGAGGUCCAGAAGAAAGAUAUCAUGGAGAAGUCAUAG